Molecule: messenger RNA, 922 nt
Organism: Apodemus sylvaticus (European woodmouse)
Lineage: Eukaryota; Metazoa; Chordata; Mammalia; Rodentia; Muridae
Product: interferon alpha-11-like
Exons: 1
Coding region: 260-817 (185 amino acids)
Biological process (GO): B cell proliferation; B cell differentiation; natural killer cell activation involved in immune response
Cellular component (GO): extracellular region
Molecular function (GO): type I interferon receptor binding; cytokine activity
Source: RefSeq, a predicted model, not a curated record
GAGUAGCUUUCUGAGGGCAGCAGUGAAAGAGAAAGCAAUGAUGGAACCCAAACUCUUGAGAAAAAAUGCCCAGACACAGCAGAGAGUGAGGUAAAGAAAGUGAAAAGAGAAUUGGGAAGCAAGAGGAGGGAAUUCAGAAAGGGGAAACUUGUGUUUGCCCCUAUUUAAGAUCGAUGCACACAGCAGGCUUGUCAGACAACCUAGAGGAGAAGACUCAAACACACAGCCCAGAGAGCCAUCAGCAUCUGCAAGACCCACAAUGGCCAGGCUCUGUGCUUUCCUCAUGAUCCUGAUAGUGAUGAGCUACUGGUCAACCUGCUCUCUAGGAUGUGACCUGCCUCAGACUCAGAACCGCAAGAACUUGAAACUUCUGAAACAGAUGAGGAGCCUCUCCCCUUUUGCCUGCCUGAAGGGCAGGAAGGACUUUGGAUUCCCCUUGGAGAAGGUGGAUACCCAGCAGAUCCAGAAGGCUCAAGCCAUCCCUUUACUGCAAAAGCUGACUCAACAGAUCUUGAACCUCUUGUGCCGAGACGACUCAUCUGCUCCUUGGAAUGCAACUCUCCUAGACUCAUUCUGCAAUAGCCUCAAUGAGCAGGUCAAGGACCUCAAAGACUGUGUGCAGCAGUUGGGGGUGCAGGAACCUCCCCUGACUCAGGAAGAUCCCAUGAUGACUGUGAAGAAAUACUUCGAAAGGAUCACUCUGUACCUGAGAGAGAAGAAACACAGUCCCUGUGCCUGGGAGGUGGUCAGAGUAGAAGUCUCGAGAGCCCUGUCUUCCUCAAAGCAGUUACUGGGAAGACUAAGUGAGGAGGAGUGAGUCCUGAGACAAAGUGGAGAGGACAUCCCCUGGACUAGAACUCUGCAUCUCACAGUAUAAGCUCUCUUUCAAAACUCUCAUUACUUUCAGUAUGAAUACAAUCAA